AAACUAUCCGAUGAUCUGAAAGUCCUCCAGGAUACACCCGGAUUGACAGAACUGGAGGUGGGAGCAAAACACUGCGGCCAAUGGGUGAGCCCAGAUGCUCAGACCGAGCUCACUGGCCGUGUCUCUGCUCUCUCCAGCUUCUGCGAAUCAUCCCUACGCCAGCUCAGUGAUAGACAGAGUGCUAUCGCGUCUCGCCUUUCCAGUUGGCAGUCCUGGUGCCAGCUGGCAGAGGACUUGGACAGGGAACUGCAUCAGCUCUCGUCAGACUUGUCCGCGGCCUUGGAAACCGGGGUCAGUGGACCCGAGGCUCUGGCCUCACAGCAGCUGAAGAAGAAACGUGUGCAGUUUGAGAGGCUUCAGGCUCUACAGGAAAAAUUGGUCACCUUGAAACCUCAGUUCACGGAACUCAAACGUCUGAAGAGCUCUAAGGAUGCUGCCGUCAUUGACUUGGGUUUGCGGAAUCGCUCAAUCGAACUGGUUGCGUCCUACGCCAAGUUGGAGACUGACAUCAAGGUUUGUUCAUUGAAAGUUUCAUUUGUAGGUCUCUUUUGA
Messenger RNA from Dibothriocephalus latus, 552 nucleotides. Lineage: Eukaryota; Metazoa; Platyhelminthes; Cestoda; Diphyllobothriidea; Diphyllobothriidae. The record is from the annotation of a GenBank genome assembly.